AUGACAGCGUGGUUACUGGCUCCCUCACCUGUCCAUGCACGAAAGAUGUUCAGUGCGAGCAGCCGGGUAUGUGCGCUUGGAACGGGAAGGCAGCUGCCGGUGCAGGUGCCGUCGGCUCCGCAGCGAGCGGCACGGCGUACGCGCUCCCGGAAACGCCUCUCGUGCUCAACGGAGACGCACGUGCAUCUCGUAGGUUUUGGUCUCGCUGGGGCAGCGUUAGCGUUUUAUCUUUGUGAGCGCGCAUCCCAGAGCCAACGGCUGACGAUUAGUGUUGUCGACUCGGCCGGUGCGGGCUGUGCUGGUGGUGCAACGCACGCAUCCGCUGGCAUCCUGCACCCGUUUACGCCCCGCGGACGAAAGAUUUGGCUUGGCGACGAGGGCCUCAUUUGCAUGCGAGAAAUCCUAGGGGUUAUAUCUGAGAAAGACUCGUCGCCGGUUGCGCGGCGGAGUGGCCUGCUUCGUCUAGCGACCACCGACCGAGAAGCUGCGGACUAUGCCGCAGCAGCAACGCAAAUGUAUCCGCAGCAGCUGUACUGGGAUGCGGCUCGGAGUCAGCUUUACAUUCCCGACGCGUGGGUUGUUGAUGCGCCCGCGUACGUACGUGCCAUUCGGCGGUACCUCGAGCGUAACCACUCCGACAAGCUCACGCUCUGGGAGACGCGUGAAGUGCGCUCGGUAGCCGACGAGUGCCGGCGGCUGCAGAGCCUUGCUGAGGCCAGCUGUGCAGCGGUUACUUUCCUGGUGAUUGCAGCUGGCGCCAGCAGCAGGCUUCUGAUUCCUUCAUUGCCGCUGACAUGGUGCGGUGGCCACAACCUUGUUUUCCGGAGCCAGGACUUGACGUGGCCGUCGCCCGAGUUCGCAGCGGCGAGCACGCUCACUGCCGGGUUUUCGUCAACAAGUGCACCAGGCUCCGUGCCCCUGAUCGGUCAUGGGUCGUAUCUGGUACCGACACCUGACGGCACUCGUGUCAUUGGCGGUGCAACGAAGGAGUACGGUAUGACGGCAACAGAGGUGCUCAAGGCGCAGUCUCGUUCACCGUCGGAACAGAUGGCGCGAGCCACUUCGGCGCUGAGACAGCCUCUCAGUGCACUGCUUGGCAGGUAUGCAAACCUCGCAGAGCGCUACGCUGCCGGAGAGUCGCCGCUCUCGAAUACAGGCAUCCUGCGCGAUCCGCUUGAGGCGCUCUACGGCGUUCGAGCGCUUCCGCCACGCAGUGCUCUCGGAGCGGUGCCUCUGCUUGGAGAGAUCCAACAUGAAGCGCUUUCCAUGUUGGCAAGCACAAGCAUACCAGAGAAUACUCGCGUCCUGUAUUUCACUGGUCUCGGCAGCCGCGGCUUAAUCCAUCACGGCAUUAUUGGCCGACUUGCAGCUGAUGCUGUACUUCGCGGAGAGUCUGUCGUCUCGCUUGGCAGCGUGGCAAGUCCCACGGUACUUUCCUCGGUGCGUCGCGCGGCAGCGGCAGCUGUGGCCGCCUCCUGA
Cyanidioschyzon merolae strain 10D is the source of this 1479-nucleotide messenger RNA. Its product is annotated as similar to D-aminoacid oxidoreductase, DadA. The record is from RefSeq and is a predicted model, not a curated record. The transcript has a single exon. Bases 1 to 1479 code for a protein of 492 amino acids. Gene Ontology annotation, molecular function: oxidoreductase activity. NCBI's taxonomy places the organism in Eukaryota, Rhodophyta, Bangiophyceae, Cyanidiales, Cyanidiaceae. Gene Ontology annotation, cellular component: cytoplasm.